UCCGUAAAACUAUUUUUCUUAAAUUACCUUUGUGAAAUAUUGAAAACAAAUUUUAUAUAAUAGUAAAGCAUAAUGACUUCGAUGAACGCGGACGUAAGUACUAGUGGCAUGGGAGAGUACGAGCCACUGGAUCCUUCCUUAAAAAAUGUUAUUGAAAUGCAUUCGUUGCGGUGGAUAUUUGUCGGCGGAAAAGGAGGAGUUGGUAAGACAACCUGUAGUUGCUCGUUGGCUGUGCAGUUAUCCAAAGUCAGAGACAAUGUUUUGAUCAUUUCUACAGAUCCUGCGCAUAAUAUAUCUGAUGCAUUUGAUCAAAAAUUCAGUAAGGUGCCGACGAAGGUAAAUGGUUUUGAAAACUUGUUUGCUAUGGAAGUCGAUCCAAAUGCUGGGAUUACAGAAUUGCCGGACGAUUACUUUGAAAGUGAAACAGGAAUUGGAGAUACCAUGCGGCUAAGUAAAAGCGUUAUGCAAGAAAUAGUAGGAGCAUUUCCUGGUAUAGAUGAAGCUAUGAGUUAUGCAGAAGUGAUGAAAUUAGUCAAAAGUAUGAAUUUUUCUGUAGUUGUGUUUGAUACUGCUCCAACUGGUCACACAUUAAGACUCCUAUCAUUCCCACAGGUAGUUGAGAAGGGCUUAGGGAAAUUGAUAAAAUUGAAAAUGAAGAUAAGUCCAUUUAUUACACAGUUCAGUUCAUUGUUGGGAAUCACUGAUUUUAAUAUCAAUUCAUUCUCAAAUAAAGUCGAAGAAAUGCUUGCUGUCAUUCAUCAAGUUAAUGAACAAUUUAGAAAUCCAAAUCAAACCACUUUUGUGUGCGUUUGUAUAGCAGAAUUUUUAUCAUUGUAUGAAACUGAAAGAUUGGUGCAAGAACUAACUAAAUGUAGCAUUGACACUCAUAACAUUAUUGUCAAUCAAUUAUUAUUCCUUAAAGACGGAGAUGCCCCAUGUAGACUUUGUCAGGCUAGGCAUAAGGUUCAAGAAAAAUAUUUAGAUCAGAUCAAUGAUUUGUAUGAAGAUUUUCAUGUAACGAAACUGCCAUUAUUGGAAAGGGAGGUUCGAGGAGUUACAAAUGUUCGAGAAUUUUCAGAUAAUCUUAUUAACCCAUAUAAACCAUAACUAUUAAAAUGUAUAUGUUUAUCAAUUUUUUAACAAUAUUCCAGAAUAUAUAUAAAUGAAU
This is a messenger RNA of Ceratosolen solmsi marchali, 1168 nucleotides long. RefSeq names its product ATPase ASNA1 homolog. Gene Ontology annotation, cellular component: GET complex. The record is from RefSeq and is a predicted model, not a curated record. Gene Ontology annotation, molecular function: ATP hydrolysis activity; ATP binding. The transcript has 6 exons. Lineage: Eukaryota; Metazoa; Arthropoda; Insecta; Hymenoptera; Agaonidae. Bases 73 to 1107 code for a protein of 344 amino acids. Gene Ontology annotation, biological process: tail-anchored membrane protein insertion into ER membrane.